Molecule: messenger RNA, 1375 nt
Organism: Fundulus heteroclitus (mummichog)
Lineage: Eukaryota; Metazoa; Chordata; Actinopteri; Cyprinodontiformes; Fundulidae
Product: elongin-B
Exons: 4
Coding region: 120-479 (119 amino acids)
Biological process (GO): transcription elongation by RNA polymerase II
Cellular component (GO): elongin complex; VCB complex
Molecular function (GO): protein binding
Source: RefSeq, a predicted model, not a curated record
GGUCACGUAUUUAUCCUCCGUGAAUACCGACCGUGACUACGUGCGUUGCGCAACAUCCGCAAGCGUUGGUGCAGUACAGUCGGGGCUGGCGUAACUGGCUAGCUAGCUGAUCCCUUGAAAUGGACGUGUUCCUAAUGAUCCGGCGUCACAAGACGACAAUCUUCACGGACGCCAAGGAAUCCACCACCGUCUACGAGCUGAAGCGGAUUGUUGAAGGAAUACUUAAAAGAUCCCCUGAGGACCAGCGUCUCUACAAAGAUGAUCAGUUACUGGAGGACAGCAAAACUCUGGGUGAUUGUGGAUUCACCAACCAGACUGCCAGACCUCAAGCACCGGCUACAAUUGGUCUGGCCUUCCGUGUAAAUGAUGAGAUGUUUGAGCAGCUGCACGUCGAGGCCUUCUCCAGCCCCCCAGAACUCCCUGAUGUGAUGAAGCCUCAGGACUCUGGUAGCACUGCCAACGAGCAAGCGGUGCAGUGAUGGCGAUGGAUGGAUGGAUGGAGGGAGGGAGGGGAGGGGGGCUAACGACGGAGGGAAGGAUGGGAGUGGGUGUGUGUGGAUUUACUGGAGUGAGGAAGUAAUAUAAUUUAAUGAAUGCGGACAUUAUAGGUAACCGAGCCUGCCCACGUUACCUUCAUGCCAUCACAUCAGCAUCCCACCUCCGCCCCCCCCCUCGCCAAAUUACUUCAUGUCUUUCUUUUUAUCUCUCUGGUUUCCACCACCGUGUGCAGCCCCCCGGCUCCUUGAAUUUACUCUUAAAGCACCGACCGUCACACAAAUUUGGAGCGAGAACGUUUGGUUUUGGAACGUGUGAGUGUAUGUAAGCGUGUGUCUUUUGAGUUGUUAUGCUUAUCAUGAUCAGCAUCCCGGACCCCGCCGUGCCUCAGCGCCCCCCCCCCCCCCCCCCACCCCACCGGAUGUAAAAUGCUCGGGUAAGAAUUCAGUAUUUGAAUCAGAAACAGAAAAAACUGCAUGAACAACAUCAAGGGCCUCGGAACGGCCUCUGAGACUUUUACUCGGUCUGAUCCCUGCAAGCCUUUUACUCCACAUUAUCAAUUGGACGCGUGUAGGAAAGAGCCGUUUUUGUUUCUUUUUUUAGGAUGUGUGAGUUGUCAGUCAGUCGUGUUUCAUGCACUGAGACCAAAGGCAAGCCAGCAGACGGAUGCAUUUGGUCAAAGCACAUUUGGUCCUGUCACAUACAGUAAACACCGGGUGAGAACGUUCUUGUGUUCUACUUUAAUUAUUAUUUUUUUUAUAUAUACUUACACCAUGUCACCGAUAUUAUUAUUAUUAUUAUUAUGGCACCUCUUAACCCCAGGCACACAAACAAAGCUUGUAACUGUGAGCUCGCUUAAUUAAAAAAAAAGUUUUUCCUG